Molecule: messenger RNA, 1516 nt
Organism: Nomia melanderi (Alkali bee)
Lineage: Eukaryota; Metazoa; Arthropoda; Insecta; Hymenoptera; Halictidae
Source: RefSeq, a predicted model, not a curated record
UGCAGACGGCGUUCCAGAUAAAAGCACGAUGACUAUGGAUGUGAGCAAGUCCGAGACGAAUAAAAAUGGCACCACGCCGCAAGAGUGUGCCGGCUGCGGGAAGACGAUCACGGAAAGGUUUUACCUCAAGGCCCUGGACCUCUACUGGCACGAGGAUUGCCUCAAGUGCGAGGCCUGCGACUGUAGGUUAGGAGAGGUCGGCUCUACCUUGUUCACCAAGGUCAACCUUAUCCUCUGCAAGAGGGACUACUUCAGGCUGUUCGGGAACAAGGGCUACUGCUCGGCCUGCAAGCAGCAGAUACCGCCGUUCGAACUGGUCAUGAAGGCCAGGGCGAACGUCUAUCACCUGGACUGUUUUGCCUGCCAACAGUGCAGUUACCGGUUUUGCGUGGGCGAUCGAUUCUACCUGAACGAGAACAAAAUCCUGUGCGAGUACGACUACGAGGAGAUGCUCGCGUUCGCCAAUAUGUCAGUACAAACACCUGCCUCGCUGGCGUACAUCAAAAGGCAACUGCCGCCGACGCCGACGCCGCCCGGCCAGAACAUGCAUCCCGGUCACAAUCCACAGCAACCUCAUCAGGGACUUGGCCAGUCGGUGGGUCAACAUAAUCACGCGUCGAACGGUCAGAUGUCCGGGAGCACGCCAACGGCGAACGGGACGGCCAUAGGCGUGGGCGGGCCCAGGGCCCCCGGGGACAUGAACAACAACGGGCUGUCCGGCCCGGCUCUGGGCCCGGUUAAACCUCCGCCGAUGUCCGUGCAGGCGUCGACCAGCUGAAACGAGCUGUCGCCCCCCUUGAAGAAGCUCAGGUGUCUCAGCGGUUACUAAAGCUGCCCGCAGGAGAGCGACGCUGAGAACGCUGCGCGUUGCGCGCGCGGAGCGGUGGAACGAGGACGUAGGAGCGGAAGGACGGGAGGGUGAGCCCGGCCGCGGGUGGACUAGAGUGCGGGAGGUGGGACGGAGGACCGGGGAUCGCGGCCGAUCGCCUCGGAGAGAUCGAGGAGAGGCCGACUUCCGGCGAUGGUACUCGCGGACAGGUCGUCGGCCGGUAGAUCGAACGUUUUUACGAGACUUCGUAAGGUUCCCUUCGAGGAUACAAUCACUGUGAUCGCGAAGAAUGUGAAUUUCACGGAGGAGAGAUCCGUUGGCAACAGAUUAGGACGGUGCGCGCGCGCGAGUGCGCGGGGAUCGCCGGCGCACGAUGUACAGACACAGACGCGUCUUGUAAUAUAUGGAUACCGACUCGUUUAACGAUAAGAUAGACGAUCCAUGUAAGAUAUAUUUCUAGGCGAGGAGCGAUGCGAACGAUUAAGAGUGGCGUGCGAACGUGUGUGCGUGCGUAAGAGAGCGUGUUUGCGAGCGUAGCAGAGUCCUCUUGUAAAUAUCCGAUGAAUAUCGACUCUGCAGACCCCGGAAGACUAUCAGUAUACGCAGACCAAUCGAUGAUUUCUAUUAUGGUACUCGCGAUUCGCCGCUAUUCGACGUAGCAGCUAAUCGAGCGGGCGAGAGUACGGC